Molecule: messenger RNA, 390 nt
Organism: Pipistrellus nathusii (Nathusius's pipistrelle)
Lineage: Eukaryota; Metazoa; Chordata; Mammalia; Chiroptera; Vespertilionidae
Source: the annotation of a GenBank genome assembly
AUGGCCUGGACUCCUCUGCUCCUGGCGCUCCUCUCUCACUGCACAGGGUCCCUCUCCCAGCCUGUGCUGACCCAGCCGCCCUCCCUCUCUGCCUCUCCGGGAGCCACAGCCAGACUCACCUGCACGCUGAGCAGCGGCUUCAGUGUUGGUGACUAUGCUAUACGCUGGUUCGAGCAGAAGCCAGGGAGCCCUCCCCGGUAUCUCCUGAAAUAUAAAUCAGACUCAGAUAAGUACCAGGGCUCCGGGGUCCCCAGCCGCUUCUCUGGAUCCAAAGACGCCUCGGCCAAUGCGGGGCUCCUGACCAUCUCGGGGCUGCAGGCUGAGGAUGAGGCUGAGUAUCACUGCAAUGCAGAUCUGGGCGAUGGGAACAGCAACCGUUACCCACAGUGA